Molecule: messenger RNA, 2688 nt
Organism: Bathycoccus prasinos
Lineage: Eukaryota; Viridiplantae; Chlorophyta; Mamiellophyceae; Mamiellales; Bathycoccaceae
Exons: 2
Coding region: 1-2688 (895 amino acids)
Source: RefSeq, a predicted model, not a curated record
AUGUCUUCUCCAUCCUCCGAGAAGGAUGGGGAGGAGGAGGAAAAAGAGGACGACUCUGCAGACGACGACGACGACGACUUUGUUGGCGAAGACGUCAGAAAAAUCUUCAAUCGAGACGGCUUUCUUUUCCUUCCCGCACAACCGAGGGAGGACAAAACAGUUAACGGGAGCCAAACGGAAGUCAUCGACGCGGACGCGUUUGUCGCGCAGAUGUUCCGAGAGUUUCGCGCGCCGUCCAUCCCGACCGAGUCUUUUACCUCCUCUGAAUCAUCUGCGAUGAUGAUUGAUCUCGACGAUUCCUCCACGUGGCCGCGAGAGACGGACGGGAAGAGGAGGAUAUGGGAAGUCUGCGCUCCAGGGAAAGGAGAGCACUGGGUGAAGUUGAGCGAAAGCGCAAGGAAAAGAAAGAAUACAAAAUUCGUUCGAUUGAUCGACCAGUUGCUCGGCGAAAACGCUUGGCACGUGUCGUUAAACCAAGAACACGAGGGAAGGUGUAAAGUGAGACACUGGUACAGCCCACUCGUGUUCCCCGAGGGAGAUUCGGGAGUGGACGAGGAUGAGGUUGGAGCGUCGCGCUUCCCGAGGAAGAUUUUCUCGUCGAAGAGACGGAGAGCAAAGUUUGUGUCGUUAGUUUUAGAGGAGGAUGGAGCGAAAUGCGAGGAUGUUUUAAAUGCGAUGGUUGAAGGAAGAAGAAAGAGUAACAGUGCAUCUUCAUCAUCUUCAUCAUCUUCUUUAACUCCCGUCGACGAGGUUUUACUGUGCGCGCACGAGUACGGAAGACGAUUGAAAUCGAGCAUGGGACGAGUCUUGCACCAUAAGAAACCAAAAUAUUUUUGUAGGAGAAAAGGGAAAAGACGUGACGAUAAUAACAACCCAAGCGAAAGCAAUGAUAAACUCUUGUUUGGAGGAGAUCAUCGAUGCAGUAUUUACCAACAUAACGCGACUACGAGAACAUCAGCGAGUUCGCGCGCGUUUUAUCCAGUAAAUCGUAGGCGCGUUCUUGGAAAAGGAUGGCACAUCGACAUCGGGCCUGGUUUUGACGCCGAUGCGCAGCGAAGGUCAACAGGUCAUCCAAUGCAAGGUUUGAUACUCUUAGUUUUAUUAUCAGAUAGUCACGAAGGUGGUGGAGGCACCGCCUUUGUUCGAGGAUCGCACCGGAGUAUAAUUAGAAACGGAUUUCGCGAGAACGUCUUUGGCGAAGAAAACGGUACGAACCAAGACUUGAAUAACUUCGCGCAACAAAGCAUUCAAGACCAAACGGUUUCGAGAGAUUUGUAUAUGUCUUACGAAAAACCAGCGGCGAGUUUACAUAGCGGCAGAGGAAAAGAUAUUAGAAACAUAGAACAAAUAGUUGGGAAAAAAGGUGGGAUUGCAAUUCUCCAUCCUUGGUUAGUCCAUAGCGGAACGACGAAUCACAGAAGCUCGUUGCGCGUUAUGAUGAAUGGAAUGAUUCGAUUCUCCGAAGACGCGUUUGUGUAUCACGGAUUGAGAAUAUUGGACGAUGACGACGACGACGACGACGACGUCGACGACGAAAAUGAUAACGAUGAUACUGCUCAAACAACAAGAACUGAUUUGUUACUUCGAGGAGGAGGAGGAGGUUCUACUGUCACAAAGGCGUUUUAUUCGAGUAAAACGUUCUCGAGAAACUAUCAUCGGCAAUCCGUUUCAAUCAUAAUGCCCGUACAUAAUGCCGAAAAGUGGCUCGAUGAGAGCGUGAGCUCCAUUUUGACGCAGAGCUACGACGGUCCUUUGGAAGUGUCGUUCUUUAACGACGCGUCGACAGAUGGUAGUUUUCAGAAAAUGCGCGAGUGGAUGCUCGCGUUGCGGUAUGCCGGCAUCGAUGUCAAAAUAACAGAAAAGUCAGAGAACACGAGCGGGCGAUUGGAGAGUAAAAGUGAAUGUAAAAAUCGUCCCGGUGGUAUUGGAUUCGCUAAAAACCGCUCGGUCGAAUAUUCGCAAGGAUCGAUAUUAGUUUUCUUUGACGCCGACGAUAUAAUGGCGAACGAUAGAGUGAAGAUGCAAGUUCAACACACCAUUGAAAGUCCGUCUUCAAUUAUUGGAACGACGUGGAAGCGUUUCCCCGAUGGAUCCACCGCACAUUACGAACAAUGGGCCAACAGAUUAUCCAACGAAGAAAUGAUACUCGAGCAGUUCAGGGAAAAUACCGUCCAAAUGCCAACGUGGGCGAUGGCGAGGAAAUGUUUCGACGACGUCCCGGGCGGCUUCGAAGAGUCGCCUCCAGAUUCCGGCGAAGCUGAAGAUACCAUAUUUUUUCACAAACAUCUCGAUAUUCACGCCGAAGAGAAUAAACGUCGAGGAAAGUUCCCCAUUCUUCGCGCGGCGUCCGAUGAUGGAUGUAAUCGAGAAGAACCUUUAUUGUAUUAUCGUUGGACUGAAACUUCCGGGACGUCGCGCGUUCCUAGACGAAGACUUUUAGAUUUGCGGGUUUCCAUUUUUGAAGCACGCGUUUUGAGCAAACCGUUAUGGAACGAGUUCCAAAUUUGGGGUUGCGGCAGAGACGCUCGUAACUUUGUAACCGCGCUGAGCGCAAACGCGAAGAAGAAAAUAGUCGCGAUUGUAGAUUUAGAUGACAAGAAAAUCGGGAAGAUGUACAAUAACUUGCCGAUUGAGCAUUUUAGCGCCGCGCGAAGAGGAAUGUGUACAGUCGUAUGCGUCAUUGAUUGA